AUGAACAAGACAAGAAGUUCUUCUCCUGGAAAUCAUGUUAGAAAGGGAACUUCAUGUCCAGCUGGUUAUGUUGCUCUGGAAAAGUUUAGAAAUGCUGAUGGUGCCUUUGGUGUUCGUGUCAAUAUUUAUAAUGCCAAUGGGAGUGUAUGGAAGACUUAUUUCCAAACUCAAAUGCUCAAUUCUGGAUGUGUUGAUGUUCCGUAUAAGAAGGUUAUGCUUUUGGAUCCAUUUGUUUCAUGGAGUGAUGACAAUUUAAAGUUUACUGCUUGUGCUAUGUGUACUCCUGCUGUUAGUGGUGGAAAUAAUUUGAGUUGUAAUUGCCCUACUUUCUAA
Naegleria gruberi is the source of this 333-nucleotide messenger RNA. RefSeq lists its product as uncharacterized. The record is from RefSeq and is a predicted model, not a curated record. NCBI's taxonomy places the organism in Eukaryota, Heterolobosea, Eutetramitea, Acrasida, Naegleriidae. The transcript has a single exon. Bases 1 to 333 code for a protein of 110 amino acids.